Molecule: messenger RNA, 1455 nt
Organism: Dissoconium aciculare CBS 342.82
Lineage: Eukaryota; Fungi; Ascomycota; Dothideomycetes; Mycosphaerellales; Dissoconiaceae
Exons: 4
Coding region: 1-1455 (484 amino acids)
Source: RefSeq, a predicted model, not a curated record
AUGGACCUGCCUCAUGAGCUCAUCGUCGGCGUGGUCGAAUGUGUCGCCGAUUCGAAAACAUUGGCAAGCCUGUCGACGAGCUGCCGGUUUCUUCAUUCUCUCGCGGAACCGCUCAUCUAUCAUCGCUUCCUGCUCCGGAGCGGAAAGGAGAUGACUAAGCUCGAAAGGAUCCUUUGGUCGCGCAAGGACAGGAUGGCGAUGAUUCGGGAUUUCGACUUUGCUUGCGAUGGUGAGAAGCGGCAGAAUUUCUCCGCCAUGGUCGCGCUUUUAUAUGGCGCCAGCCAAUUACGGAAGUUCAAUUUCGAAAGCCCGAAUUGCAAUCCUGCGGAUUUCGAGGACGAGGAUCAAUGGGAUAAGACGAUCGGUAGAGUGCUCAAUUUGUUCUCUCAAGCCAUCUCGGGAAGCCCGGGCGGUCAUUUCCAUCCGUUCAAACAUCUCAACACACUCACUCUCCAUUGCAACGGACCGUCAUCACCAUUUUGGACCAUACAGAAGAAUACUUUUGCCAUUUUCUUGCUCCCGUCCUUGGAUAACUUGACGUUGUCAUGCGUCAACCUAAACGCGGAGAUUCGCAAAUUCGUUCAAAAUGAGCAUCUUGCUUCGACACCUCUCAAGGCUCUCAAAUUGAUCGAGUGCAACGUCAACCAUCUGGCACUCCAUGCUGUCCUCUCGAUACCCAAGGCUUUGACGCAUCUGGAGAUCGAUGAGGCCUGUCACAAUCUUGUCAACUUUUCCGUCAACAGGUCCUCUCAUCACAACAACUUAUUUGCAAAACAUGCAAGAAAGACCAUGGACGCACUUCGACAACAGAAAGGCUCUCUAGCGUCGCUGACGUACGGCACCACCAUCAAGGACAGAACACCAACCCCCACCGUUCAAGGUGGUGAUGAAGUCGAUGGAGCUUUCAGCGAAUUUACCACACUCCAAACGAUAUGCCUGAGGCGAUCGUCGCCUGUUUUCGAACGUGCCGUCAUGACACUCCACCCACCCCCAAACCUCCAGACGUUGACCAAUACAGGAGCCGCUCCGUUCACCGAUUUCACCCACGACGAAAUGUACGAUCAUCUCAUCGACGACCCCGAGUGCCCGCUCAGCAUUCCCUUCCUCCGUGCCCCCUCAUCAUUCAUCCCCGCCAGUCUCCGCACCCUCGAUGUCAUCGUCGAAGACUCCAGUCGCAGUGGGUAUUUCAAUCGCGAACACUGCCGGAAAUUCAUCGAGGACACCACGAAGCACUUGAAGACCGCCAACUCCAUCGAUCUGAGAGCCUGGGCGCAGGACUCCCCCAGCCGACAUAAUUUCUUCCCGCCAUAUCUUCAUGGUGAGGCGGAAGACCCUCGCGUCCGCGUGUAUAACCCGGACGAGGGAAAGUGGUUGAGCAGAUAUGCGAGGCCCGCUCCGCCGAGAUCGGGCUUUACUGUAGCAGAGGAGCGGAAUUAUUAUCCUCUCCCGAUAUGA